Messenger RNA from Bombus pyrosoma, 1088 nucleotides. It is a transcript of the gene PCNA, whose product is annotated as proliferating cell nuclear antigen. Bases 129 to 914 code for a protein of 261 amino acids. The transcript is spliced from 4 exons. The record is from RefSeq and is a predicted model, not a curated record. Gene Ontology annotation, biological process: mismatch repair; translesion synthesis; leading strand elongation. Lineage: Eukaryota; Metazoa; Arthropoda; Insecta; Hymenoptera; Apidae. Gene Ontology annotation, cellular component: PCNA complex. Gene Ontology annotation, molecular function: DNA polymerase processivity factor activity; DNA binding.
CACCUACUUCCUACCAGUCAACCGGCAAGAAAGCGCGGGUAUCGUUACCGGUGUAGUUACUAUUUUAAUUGUCGAUAUUUAUUACAUUCAUCAGUUGUGUGAAUUAAAAGUCGAGCAAAAUAGCAAAAAUGUUUGAGGCACGUUUGGUACAGAGUGCGAUUUUGAAGAAGGUGUUAGAUGCAAUAAAAGAUCUUUUAACCGAAGCCACCUUUGAAUGUUCUGAUUCUGGUAUUCAAGUACAAGCUAUGGAUAAUGCUCAUGUCUCCUUAGUUUCUCUUAAUCUUAGAAGCGAUGGCUUUGAUAAAUAUAGAUGCGAUAGAAAUUUAUCAAUGGGCAUGAGUAUUGCAUGCAUGUCCAAAAUUCUACGAUGUGCUGGUUCCGAAGAUACAGUGACAUUGCGAGCAUUGGAUAAUCCAGAAAAUAUUACAUUUAUAUUUGAAUCACCAAAUAAAGAAAAGCUUGCAGAAUAUGAAAUGAAACUUAUAAAUAUGGAUCAGGAACAUCUUGGUAUUCCUGAUACCUCAUAUUCGUGUGUUGUAAAAAUGCCAUCUCAAGAAUUUUCACGUAUCUGUAGAGAUUUGAGCCAAUUUGGAGAAUCCAUAACUUUUGCAUGUUCUAAGGAGGGUAUAAAGUUCAGUGCUUCUGGAGAUUAUGGACAAGCCACUGUUAAGUUAGCACAAACAGCAGAUGCAGAUAAUGAAGAAGAAGCAGUAGUUGUCAAUAUGCAAGAACCAGUCAAACUAACAUUUUCAUGUCGUUACCUUAAUUGUUUUAUAAAGGCUGGGCCUUUAUGUGCACAAGUACAACUAUCAAUGUCUAAUGAUGUGCCCCUAGUAUGUGAAUACAAAAUUGGAGAUAUUGGACAUAUUAGAUAUUAUUUGGCACCAAAAAUUGAUGAUGAUGAAGAAAAUUAAAUUUUUAUACACUUUCAAACUUUUAAACAUUUUUUUUUAGUGUAUAAGUCAAUAACAUCAUGAAUAUAAUGUAUUAUAGCAUUGCUUUAAUUUCAUGUAUUUUGAUUUUCUUGUUCAUGUAUUUAUCAUAUUAUUAAAGAUUAAGUAUAUUUCAAGAUUUUACUAAAAACAGAA